Molecule: messenger RNA, 2762 nt
Organism: Tachysurus fulvidraco (yellow catfish)
Lineage: Eukaryota; Metazoa; Chordata; Actinopteri; Siluriformes; Bagridae
Gene: arr3b
Product: arrestin 3b, retinal (X-arrestin)
Exons: 17
Coding region: 402-1508 (368 amino acids)
Biological process (GO): signal transduction; G protein-coupled receptor internalization; visual perception
Molecular function (GO): G protein-coupled receptor binding
Source: RefSeq, a predicted model, not a curated record
CACACAAACACACACAGACACACCUGACUCACUCUUGUGGCCACUCAUGCCAUCAUUUCAGAGAAUGUCCUUUCCACGAAAUGGCUUCGUCUUUCUCAGAAGCUCACAAAAAGAAGCAGAGUAAGGAUCUGUGUUAAAGAGGAGCUGCUCCUGUAUACUGGUCUGGCUGAAAUGAAAGCAGGGAGGAGAGAAUAAUAUAUUAAGGCAGAUAAGCAGAAGUGACUGAUGCACUCUCAAAGCAGCUGGACUGCAGAAGGAUUAGAGCAGGAGCAGAAGAGCAGACACAUAGCCAAUAAGGUAAGAGUAGACUGUGCAUAGCAAGGGUGACAGCGUCCAGUGAGCAACAGUGUUCGUGGAGGAUUUCGGAUACAGAAAAGAAACUCAACAGGGAAAACAGGAAAAUGUCAAACAGCGUUUACAAGAAGAACAGUAGAAAUGGCUCGAUUUGUAUUUACUUGGGGAAGAGAGACUUUGUGGACCAUGUGGACCAUGUUGAUAUUGUGGAUGGGGUGAUCAAGGUGGACACUUCAGAACUGGAUGGAAGAAAAGUGUUUGUGCAGCUGGCUUGUUUCUUCCACUAUGGGAAGGAAGAUUUGGAUGUGAUCAGUUUGUCCUUCAGAAAAGACAUUUGGAUCCAGCAUAUUCAAAUUUAUCCUCCACCUGCUGAAGACAAACCGGUUGUCACACCUAUGCAGGAUGUCCUCAUGAAGAAAGCAGGAGAAGGAUCACACCCCUUCACUUUUAAUAUUCCACCAAACCUGCCAUGCUCUGUAUCUUUUCUCCCAGCGCCAUGGGACAAGGGCAAGGCUUGUGGUGUUGACUUUAAAAUAAAAGCCUACAUUGCCAACAUGGCUGAUGAUCCAGAUGAGAAAAUUGACAAAAAAGACACUUGUCAAUUGAUCAUUCGCAAAAUCCAGUUUGCACCAGACAUUUUGCUACCUGGGCCUGAGGUAAAUAUCUGCAAGCAAUUCAUGUUUUCAGGAAAGAUGAUUCACUUGGAGGCCUCCGUACAGAAGGAGGUUUACUAUCAUGGGGAUCCAAUCCGGGUCAGAGUGAAAAUAACCAACCAGACCAAAAAAGUCGUGAAAAAAAUCAAAAUUUCCAUUGACCAGACAGUAGAUGUUGUGCUCUACUCAACUGACAAAUACACCAAAGUUGUUCUCUGUGAGGAAUUUCGGGAUCAAGUAAAUAGCCAAACAACAUUUGAGAAGGAUUACAUAGUCACACCUCUCCUGGCCAACAACAAAGAGAAAUAUGGUCUGGCAUUGGACAGCAGGCUAAAAGACGAAGACACAAACCUUGCAUCAUCCACAAUUCUGCAAACUAAUAUGUACAAAGAUGUACAGAGCAUUCUGGUGUCUUACAAAAUCAAAGUCAACCUCAUGGUGGUCGGUGCUGGUGUCUUGGGAAGCCUUAUAUCCAGUUAUGUUACUGCUGAAAUACCUCUGAUCUUGAUGUCACCGAAGCCAACAGACAUGGUUGCAGAGGCAUCAGCUGAAGAAACAUGAAAAAAUAAAAAUAAAAAUCAUGGAUUUACACAAAUGUACUUUGUGUCAGACAAUAUCUUGAAGUUUUUAUUCUCUGUAAAAUUGACAGUGCAUACAGCUGCUGAUGAUCUCUGGUACAGCUCAGACAAUGAAAGUAAAAUAGGCAAUAUAAACAGUCUGGAGGGCUUCAUCACUUAUCCGUGGGUCAUGGUGUAGACUAUAUAGAAUAUAAUGUCAUUGAUUUUAUUCUUUGGUAUAUUAGCCAUUAACAUGUGAAUUCAGUGUAAGUGUAGAAAAUAAACUGUUUCUGUAUUAAGUGAGUUAAAAUAAAUAUAAGUAAGAAGUAUUACUUCCCCAUAUCUGAGUGAUGUUCCUCCAGUUUCUCCAAUUUGAGAAUGAAUGAUUAUUAUAUAUUUUAAAUGUGGGAACUAUGUUGUGACUUUUUUUUAACUCAUGGAUUCGUUCCUUGAAUUCUCAAUCUGACCCAUCAGAGGCUGUAAAAUUAUUUUAUUUAAGCUCAGACAGUAGAACUUGCUGUAAAAUGAGUGACAGGUUUAUACUGAUGCACUCUUCUAUGUUAUUGUUUUUAUAGUAACAGUUUUUUCACAACAUCUGAACUAUAUGACAGAUGCUCAAACAGAGGGAGAGAGACACAGUGAUGUUGCUGAGGAAAUGACUGUUUAUUGUUGAUACAGUGAAAGUUAUUGACUUGUUUACAAACAGCAUUAAAUCUUCUAUGUGUCAUUCGUUAAUAAAUUAAAUAUUGUAAUAGUUAGUAAAUCACUGUUACAACAGGAAUACAACACUUCAAAUUGUGUUAUACAAAAAUAAUCCACUUUAAUGUGGUAACUGCACUCUGUUUUGCAUUGUGCCAUAUCGCACCAUCCCGACACGGAUUGUUUUGAUCAUAUAACUGCAUAUAACUGUCUGUUAUGUAUUAUAUCCACUGUGCAGACUUUGUAAUGUCUUUGCUUUCUUGAGGCUUUUUUCCUUGAGGUUUCCAUUCAAAAUGUAAAGUGUGUUUAAAAAUGUAUAAUUUGUCUCCCAUAAUUUUACAACAGAAGCACAUAUCUGAAGACUAAUCUGUCUCCAGAGUCACAGAAAACAAAUUUUAUUUAAUAUUAUUUUGUUUUAUUUUUAUGCCAAUGUAUAAAAGUUUGGUGUCAGUUAAAUAUUUAAAAAUGAAGUGGUUUGGCUGUCUUAAGUACGCUGUACAUUAAACCAGAAUAAAUAAAUAUAAGUAAUAAUUAAUUGAAGAUAUGCUCAUUUUAUUAG